AUGGUUUCAUUCAAGUCAUUAAUCACUUUAGCUAUUGCUGUUACUUCAGUUUCAUCAUUCAAUUUAUUACACGAUGAUAAAGGUUAUGCCAUUUUACCUCCAACCAAUAUUGUUUUAGAUCAUUUAAAACAAGUUGGUAAAAAAGCCGUCACUACUCAUUAUGAUGUUCUUAAUACUAUUAAAGAUGAUGGAGAAAUUGUUCAUGUUAAUUUGCAUACUCAUGAAACUAAAUGUACUGGUAAAUAUGCUAAAGAUUAUGAUAAUUCUGUUUAUGAUAAAUAUAAUAAAAAACAAUUAUUUAUUAGAACCAUUGAAGAUAGUUCAUUAAAACAAUGUUUGAAUAAAGAAUAUGAAGCUGAAACCAGUGAAUGUGGUUAUGAUUUUAUUGAAUAUAAUUCUGCUUCUAAUUGUUCAAGUGAUGCUACUAAAUAUUCAUGUCUUUUAGAUGUUAUGAAACAACAAGAUGCUACUAAAAAAUUAAAAGAUAUGGAUGAUGUUCCAGCUCAAGUUAGAUGUUACCAUAAAUUAGAUCAAGCUACUAAAGCUGAAGUUGUUGGUGGUGCUUGUGCUAAAUAA
Candida dubliniensis CD36 is the source of this 576-nucleotide messenger RNA. RefSeq names its product Coi1p (gene COI1). The transcript has a single exon. Lineage: Eukaryota; Fungi; Ascomycota; Pichiomycetes; Serinales; Debaryomycetaceae. The coding region runs from base 1 to 576 and encodes 191 amino acids. The record is from RefSeq and is a predicted model, not a curated record.